CAUCGAUCAAAUCCCCUCUACUAACUUCUAUCUCAUCUCCAUUUCGCAGCGCUUUCUUUUCCCCUCUCGCUUUGUCUCUGCCAAAUUUCUUGCUCAGAUUUCUCCGAUUUAGGGUUUCUUCUUCAGUUGACUACACAUUCGAAACCCUAAUUCGGAUAAGCUCUGAGCUUUGUGAUUAGAACCUAAAAGAAGCUCCAUUUGUAGUCCUCCACUUUCAACAACCAAGGUUCAUGUCUGAACUCGACAUCCAGAUUCCUACUACCUUCGAUCCCUUUGCAGAGGCAAAUGCUGAGGACUCGGGCGCUGGGUCAAAGGAGUACGUGCAUGUGCGUAUACAGCAGAGAAAUGGUCGGAAAAGCCUGACAACAGUGCAAGGUUUGAGGAAGGAAUUCAGUUACAACAAAAUACUUAAGGAUCUGAAGAAGGAAUUUUGCUGCAAUGGUACUGUUGUCCAGGACCCAGAGCUAGGCCAAGUUAUUCAACUUCAAGGUGAUCAGCGGAAGAAUGUUUCGACGUUCCUCGUUCAGGCCAGAAUUGUGAAGAAGGAACAUAUCAAGAUUCAUGGUUUUUGAACAGCAGAACACCAGUCCCUGCAUGAUCUUACCUUACGCAUGUCAGCAGAGAACAUCUUAUUGGACUUUCUGAAACAAUCUUACUACAUACGUAUGUUGUCUUCCUCUAUAGUUUAUUUUAUGAUAUGAUGACUAGGUACUCCUGUGGCUUUUAGAUUUCUUGGUUCUGCAUUCUGGUGCAUGUCUUGUAAUGUAGAACAAAUAUGGUGAAUUACUCUUGGGCCGUAACUUUUAUUCGGAAUAAAAAGGAAACGCAGCUGUUGUUUUUCUCC
Molecule: messenger RNA, 844 nt
Organism: Nelumbo nucifera (sacred lotus)
Lineage: Eukaryota; Viridiplantae; Streptophyta; Magnoliopsida; Proteales; Nelumbonaceae
Product: protein translation factor SUI1 homolog
Biological process (GO): translational initiation
Molecular function (GO): translation initiation factor activity
Source: RefSeq, a predicted model, not a curated record